CCAACCCUCGACAGAGCAGAAAACAACCCAGCGUUGCGCCGUUCCACGCUUCUUCGUCCACUCAUUUGCGCUCUUGUCUGGAUUUUCAUUUUCAGCACGGUUCUUUAUUGAGAGAAGGACUACGGCUAUUCUGAUUUCAAACGCUUCCGAGCCUCCAUAGACGAUCGUCACUCGCUCAACGAAAAAAAAAGAAGAAACACCAAAAACCAGCAAAAUGUUCGACAUUGACUGGAAGGGCCUUGCCCUUCCAUUCGCCUACCUCAUUGUUCUCGGCGGCGCCCUCAUGACGUUUUCCACAAUCUAUCGCAGACGGAAGGCUGCUGAAAGCGCAAACCUCGCGCCCUGGUUCGGCCCUCACCUCCAGCGAGACGUUUACCUCUCCCUCUUGCAUCUCGAUCCCGAAGAGGGCGCCGAGAAGGCUCCCAAGGUCCCCGAUGGCGUCCUGCGAGCGGCCCUGCUCCGGCGCGCAGUGGAGGAUAUCGAGCGCCUAAUCCACAUCAAGACUGCCAAGCAAGCGUGCGGAGCGCUUCUACAGAGAGGAAGCGUUGGCGAUGACCUGUGGCAACGAUUCCUGCGCGCAGAGAAGGAAAUGGAGGAGGAAUUGAGAGAUGUCGUCACUGAGGCCAACGCUCUGGCUCCUAACUGGGGCUCCAUCAUCUUCCAGUCUGCGCACGAAAUCGCCGCCAACACCAAGCUCCGCCAGCGCCUAGAGGAGAUUCAAGCUCAGACCGAUGCCGAGAAGGCUUGGUGGGAUAAGAAACGAGGACAGAUCCGCGCAGACUUCAUGAAGGAACUUGAGGAAUCCGAAAAGGGCUCAACGAAGGACGGCCACGAAGACGACGCCGUGGUGGUUGAUUCCCCCAAGCACUGAGAGGCUAAGGGAGAGAGGGAGAGAGGGAGAGCGUAAUCAAGGCGGCUACGGACAGGGAGAGAAGGAGAGGAGAGCAUUUACGGCGCAAACAUGGCGCCAUUGUACAUAUAGACAUUCUAUGAGGGGGGAAAGGGCAGGAUGAUCAAUGGGCGCUGUGUGCAUCGCAACAGAAGUUGCAUGGCACCCACAAGUGCAGCAACCAUGGUGGGUAGAAAAUUCAUGGCGUUUGAAUGGGUAUCACAGAUGAGAGGAUGAGGGAGUGAUUGGAUUUGUAAUGUAUUUUAUUUAGGAAAGUGGCUUUCAAGAACCCAAGUUAGCUAUCCAG
Molecule: messenger RNA, 1196 nt
Organism: Trichoderma virens Gv29-8
Lineage: Eukaryota; Fungi; Ascomycota; Sordariomycetes; Hypocreales; Hypocreaceae
Exons: 3
Coding region: 215-871 (218 amino acids)
Biological process (GO): post-translational protein targeting to membrane, translocation
Cellular component (GO): Sec62/Sec63 complex
Source: RefSeq, a predicted model, not a curated record